AUGCCGGAGCCGGUAGCCAAUGAGGCUGAGUCGGAAGAGGCCGAGGCGCCGCCGGCGCCUCCGGCGCCAACGCCAGCUGCGCGGCCGCGGGCGGAGGCGCCGGAUGCGAAGCGCCUGGCGGCGGCAGCGGCGGCGGCCCGUGGAGCGAGAGGUCUUCAAGGCCGUGAAAGCGACUCCGACAGCGACUCGGAGUACUCGAGCAUGAGCUCGGAUGACGAGGAGGAAGAAGAGGAGGCGCAACCUCUCAUGGCACUACCUGUGCCCACGGGUGGUCCUGAGCCGGACCUCAAUGGCAAAGGUCCAAAGACAGCAGAACCCAAGGGGCACAAAGAAGACAAAGCAUUGCGGCAGAAACUUCUAGGUCUGGGCCUUAUAGGUGACCAAAAGGGGCGACUCCGUGGCUCCCUAUGA
This is a messenger RNA of Cladocopium goreaui, 411 nucleotides long. The record is from the annotation of a GenBank genome assembly. NCBI's taxonomy places the organism in Eukaryota, Dinophyceae, Suessiales, Symbiodiniaceae.